AUGUCGACUCGCAACAGCCGACGUGGCAUGGGGCCCUUUGGUGCCAACAAGCCGUGUGGCGUGCGGAUGAACCGCAAGAACCUCCGCAGCAUUCGUGAGGUGACCCUGGAUCACUACGAUGCCGAGUACAUGUAUCUGCGUGAGAACGAGCUUACCUGCUUUGACUGUGACGUGAAGAUGGAGCAGCUUCGUGUACUUGAUCUCUCCAUCAACGAUAUUGGCGGCGCUGUCGACUUCCUGCAGCAUACGCCUCAUCUUCAUCACCUCUACAUGACCGGAAACAAGAUCGACACCCUCUCCGGGAUUGCCAACUUUGCCGCCAUCGAGACGCUCUGCCUCAGCGACAACUCCAUCUGUUCGUUUGCCGGUCUUGGGAACCUGCCGAGCCUGCGCGUCCUCUCAUUGAACUUCAAUAACAUCACUUGCUUUGAAGGCUAUCCAACUCUGCCUAACCUGCACACACUGAACCUGGUGGGCAACCCCGUCACGGACGCUCCGAACUACCGUUCUAUGGCUAUUGCAAUCAACGGGCUGAACCUCGUCUCCGUGGACGGCAACCCGGUGAAGGUCGAGGAGCGCGCUGAGGCGGAUAGGUACAAGGGCAAGGUCGCCCACUGCGUGCGCGAGGGUUUCACAGCAGAUGGUGAGAACCCGGAGCAGGCUGCUUCCGCCUUCAUGGUGAAGAUGCAGCGCAACCGCCAGGAAGCCAAGUACCUCCAGCUGUGCUUCAUCAACCUUGCUCCUGUUGCGGAGGAGGACGAGAUCAUGGAGGGCAAACCGAUAGCGCUGUCACUGUGCAUGCAAGAUGUGCGUCCAUACGCGCAGCGCACCACAGAGGUGUUUCAGUCCAGUUACCUGUACCCUGUCAUCUUCAAAGUGUCCGGCGAGGCAACCGAGGUGUUUGUGGUGGGGUCCAUGAACAAAUGGACAGAGCCGAUAAGCCUCGAGCGGUGUGUUGAGGGCGACGAGGUGUACUUUCAUACAACCCUGUACCUCCCCGCGGGCGAUUACGAAUACCGCUACAUCGUGGACGGUGUGGAGAAGGUGUCUGAGGCAAACAGUAUGCCCUCCAAGUACAAGGAGGGAUUCUGCAACAUCUACAAGGUGGCGGAGCUGGAGCCACAGGAGGAGGAUCAGGACACAAUCCUUCACAUCCGUUGGAUGCGCAGCGCUCCGAACGGCUCGUAUGAGGUGAUUGAGGACGAGAACACUCUUACCUACACGCCGAAGGCGGCGGACAUCGACUGCUGCCUGCGCGCUGAGGUUCUGGCCUACGUCAACGGGCAGUUCUCCUUCCUCUACUUCGACAUCUCGACGCUGACCAAGCCGGGCCUGCCACAGUGCCCACGUCUCGAGCUGACCGGGGUGGCGAUGGAGGGUGGUCUGCUGACGGCAGAGGCAGACUACUUUGGCGGCAUCGAGGGCAACUCCUCUCUUGUGUGGUACCGCAUCUCACCGAGCGGCGAUGAGGUGGCCGUGGACAUUGUGGACCCGUGGGCAGGCUACGAGGUGACUCGCGACGAUAUCGGGUGCCGCAUCCGUGCCGAGUUCACUCCUGUCCGCAACGACUGGGCCGCUGGUGAGCCCAAGUCCGCGACGACGAACCUUGUGACCUGCUGCGGCCCGGAGUGCCGCACCAUCAGGAUCAUCGGCCACCUAGUCGAGGGUAGCCAGUUGGAGGUGGACGUUGAGUACAGGGGCGGUGAAGAGGGCCGCAGCUUGUAUCAGUGGUUGCGCAAGGCGGACAUGAACGACUACGUACCCAUCUCUGAGGCCAACGGCACCAAGUACGUAGUGACGCCGAAGGAUGUGGGUCAGUACCUGGCUGUAGAGUACACUCCGGUCAAUGCCGAGGGCGUUGCCGGUGAGACAUGCCGCUGCGUCCUGAACAACCGGAUCGAUGAAGCUGUGCCCAUUGUGACCCACCUCACCAUUGUUGGUGAGCUCAUGGAGCAGAAAACCCUGAGCCUCGAGUAUGACUGCAAAGGUAGCCAGUGCGGCGAGCACAUGAUCCAAUGGUACCGCCACGACAAGAAGCGCGGCAUCAUGACGAAGAUCGGGUCACCGAACAGCAACUCUGUGACGCUAACCAGCAUGGAUGUGGGGUGCUCGAUCGAGGUCUCAUUAACACCGGUACGUUACGAUGGCAUGACGGGUAAGGUGGUGAUGGCAAAGCGCAACGGUGUCGUGGCGCCGUGCGCGCCGGAGGUGAGGGUGCUCAACAUUGUGGGGGAUCUGGUCGCGGGCCAGGAGCUGGUGCUCCAGACGAAGUACAUCGGCGGGGUGGAGGGCAAAUCGAUCGUGACGUGGGAGGUCGAGGACCUCAAAACCAAGACGUUCAACAUCGUUGCCCAGGGUGUAAGGACCUACAUGCUGAAGGAGACAGACGUGGGCAAGAGGGUCAAGGUGACCUACACCCCCGUGCGCAGUGACGGCAAGGAGGGUUCUCCCAAGACGCAGAUUGCGCAAGUUAUGGGUAAGGCAACUGCUUCAGCACCAGCGGUUCCUAAGAUUUCCGUGCCUCAGCCCACAAACUCCGCUGCACCUGCUUCCACGACUGCGCUGUCGAUCUCUGUGAUGUCGUCGAGGGGUGCCUCGAAUGCGGAGUCCAUUGUUUUAACCUCGAUGGCGAGCCCGAUUUCGGAGUCCAUCGCCUAG
Leishmania braziliensis MHOM/BR/75/M2904 is the source of this 2658-nucleotide messenger RNA. RefSeq lists its product as hypothetical. Lineage: Eukaryota; Euglenozoa; Kinetoplastea; Trypanosomatida; Trypanosomatidae. The transcript has a single exon. The coding region runs from base 1 to 2658 and encodes 885 amino acids. Gene Ontology annotation, molecular function: protein binding. The record is from RefSeq and is a predicted model, not a curated record. Gene Ontology annotation, cellular component: plasma membrane.